GUAGGUCACCUGAGGGCGGGGCUCAGGUAGAGAGGAAUGUAAAUGCGGAAGUGAAAAGAAGCGGAAAGGAUUAAAAAGUUUAAAUCAACGAACAACGAGAAGAAGAAACGUCUGUAUCCUCCUCCAGUUUCACGAUGGGCCUCUGUGACGGCCUCUCUCACUGUAAAGUGGCUCUGGCCUUCGCCGUGUUGAUGGAUUUACUGGGUGGCGCCGCUCUGCUGGUGGGAGUCUUCGCCCACCUGGAAAUCAACGGACAGGACUUCGGAGACUUACUGGUUUAUACUGGAGCCCUGUUCGUGCUCAUGUCUCUGGCCGGGUGGGUGUUGUGGUACAGCGGGAACAUCGACGGCCUGACGUCCAAGAAGGAGCUGGGACACAUCGGCAGCGCUGUCGACCGCCUCGCUCGCAACCUCAGCCGCAAGAUCCGCAUCUACAGGGGCCACCGCUGAGCCCCGAACAUGAGUACGCUUCAUUUUUAAACCACCAAGUGUUCGAUACCUGUGUUUGUCAGUAUUAAGAUGAGAAACAGACCCUGAAUCAAACUGUGUUACAAGCUGGUCCCAAACAUUUAAACUGUAAACGUGUGGCUCUGUCACAAAAUCCCUGAAUGUUCUUCAGUGUUUGAAUGAGACUGAAUCUCAGCAUCGGUCUGUUAAUGGAUUUCAAUAAAAGCUUUUCAUACCUCA
Hippoglossus stenolepis (Pacific halibut) is the source of this 686-nucleotide messenger RNA. It is a transcript of the gene tmem238a, whose product is annotated as transmembrane protein 238a. The coding region runs from base 135 to 449 and encodes 104 amino acids. The transcript has 3 exons. NCBI's taxonomy places the organism in Eukaryota, Metazoa, Chordata, Actinopteri, Pleuronectiformes, Pleuronectidae. The record is from RefSeq and is a predicted model, not a curated record.